AUGCGGUUCUCUGCGUUAACCUCCCUCCUCGCCUUGGGAGCCUUCACCGGCGUCCUCGCGACGCCCACCAAGGUCUCCCGGGCACCCUCGCUGGUGGAGCGUGACUUUGCUGCGGUCACCAGUGUUGUCGCUGCCAUUUCGUCCAAGGUCGAUGCUCUGGAUGCAGACAUCAAGGCCUACACUGGAGGCGAUACGUCCGCCAUUGUGGGCGCUUCUGCAGCCCUCAUCUCCACCAUCAACGAUGGCACUUCCACCGUUGCGGCCCAGCCAGCUCUGAGCCAAACUGACGCUCUGAAUCUGGUGAAUCCAAUCUUGGCUCUGACCAGCAAGGUCAAGACCACCAUCAACGACCUCGUCUCCAAGAAGAGUCUGAUCGUCGCUGCCGGCGGGGGUCCUACCACCUAUAACCAGUUGCUGGCCCAGUACACGGCCUCCUCGAACUUAGCUACGACCCUGUCCGGCAAGGUACCGGCGGCUCUCAAGGACGUCGCUACUCAGCUGUCGUCGGGGAUCACCUCGGCCAUCCAGACGGGUAUCGACGCUUACAAGGAUGUGGGCACUGGCCCGACCACUACUUCUUCGACGACUUCCGCUCCUCCUACGACUACACCUACAACUACACCUACAACUACCCCUACGACUACCUCCACUCCAUGCGAGACUACUACUACUACUACAACCACCCCUACGACCACUUCCACUCCAUCUACCCCUCCUCCUACUGGAACUACCACUCCCUGCGAGUCUACCACCACAGCUACCCCUCCUCCUACUGGAACCACCACUCCCUGCGAGAGCACGACCACGGUUGUCCCCGUUCCCCCAGGAACACAGACCUCCACCUCCACUACCAGCCAGACCAAGACUUCCACUAACUCGGUCACCGUCACCGCUACCGGGACGACCCACUGCCACGAGUGUAAGGGCACCACCAGCAUCCCCAACCCACCCGGCCCCACCACCUUGACCACCGCCCCUGCCCCGUGCACGACUUGCGGUGGUCAAAAGACCACUACGCCCGUUGUGGUUCCUCAGCCCACAACCUCCCAGUCGAGCCCUACGACCAUCGCUCCUCCUGGAGGGCUCGCCACCGGUGCAGCCAGCAAGUUGGGCUCGUCUGUCGGCAAGGCCUUGGUUAUUGGUGCAAUUGCACUGUUGCUGUAG
Aspergillus pseudoviridinutans is the source of this 1164-nucleotide messenger RNA. Its product is annotated as cell wall mannoprotein 1 family protein. Gene Ontology annotation, cellular component: extracellular region. NCBI's taxonomy places the organism in Eukaryota, Fungi, Ascomycota, Eurotiomycetes, Eurotiales, Aspergillaceae. The record is from RefSeq and is a predicted model, not a curated record. Bases 1 to 1164 code for a protein of 387 amino acids. The transcript is spliced from 2 exons.